This is a messenger RNA of Thyridium curvatum, 2085 nucleotides long. RefSeq lists its product as uncharacterized. The record is from RefSeq and is a predicted model, not a curated record. Gene Ontology annotation, biological process: regulation of DNA-templated transcription. The transcript is spliced from 4 exons. Gene Ontology annotation, molecular function: zinc ion binding; DNA-binding transcription factor activity, RNA polymerase II-specific. NCBI's taxonomy places the organism in Eukaryota, Fungi, Ascomycota, Sordariomycetes, Thyridiales, Thyridiaceae. The coding region runs from base 1 to 2085 and encodes 694 amino acids.
AUGCGGGCCUGGUUGUCUGGGCUCUGGGUGGAGAACGGCGAGAUGCGGUUAGUCUAUUACGGUGACGCCAAUGAGAAGCGUCCCAACGGUGGAGGUGUGGAUUACGUCGCCGUCCGACGGUGCGAACCCCCCGUCGUGUCAACUGCCCGCCUGGCCAAGACCCGUAAUCGUCCAAACCCCCAACACACCCUGAAGAGCUGGCGAGCCCGACCCGCCAUGGACAGAAGUGAUGGCGGCGAGCCACGCCCGCAGAAGCGGACCCGUGCUAGCGCCUCCAGGCUUCCCAUCGCACGCAGUCGUGCCGACCUGCGAUACGUCGUGUCGUAUUCGAGCCUUCGGUUCCAGUCCAUUGCCAGAACGAGAGACAUUGCAAGAAAUGCUGACCAGAUCAGAAAACGCCAUCUCAAGUGUGACGAGGCCAAGCCGGUAUGCCUGCGGUGUCAGAAGGACCAGUGGAAGUGUGAUGGCUACUUGGACCCGGUGCCGCCCAGGAGGCAAAUCUCCGCCGUGAGCGCCAGCGCGAGUGCGAGCUCGAGUGCGUCUACCGCUGCAUCAAGCGCCACGCCCUCAUGCAGCGUGCUGUCCCCGGCGCUCGAGUACGGCGGCAGCCAAGCCCUCCUGUCCCCAGCAGAUAAGCGGUCCCUCCACCACGCGCUGCAGUGCACGCUGUGGCAGAUGGCGGGCGGCUCCAAGGCCCUGCGCGCCUUCUGGCUGCACGACGUCCCCCUCCUCGGCCACCACCUUGGCGCCGUGCACCACACGCUCAUCGCCCUCGGCGCGGCGCACGAGUCCUUCCUAGUCGACAGCAUGCUGCCGAAGUCGUCAUCAUCAUCGUUGCCGCCGCCGCCGCCGUCAGGUUCCUGCGCAGGCGGAAAGUCGCUUGUACUGCAGCACUACAACCUCGCCAUCCAGGAGAUCCGGCCGCUCAUGACGGACCCCAAGCCCAAGGACCUCCAGACGGUUCUGGUGUGCUGCCUCGUCUUUGUCUGCAUCGACUUCACGCGGGGCCAGUACGAUUCGGCGGUGCGCCACCUGCGCGCCGGGUCCCAGGUGCUCGUGUCGUUUCUGGACGCCAUCAAGCUCUCCAGCAGUAAGGUCCCGGUUGACAGGCGGAAAUGGCACGAGCUUGUGCGCGACCACGGUAUCCAACCGGACCAGAUGCUGGCAGUGAUCGAGCUCUUCUCACGGCUUGGGACGAACCUAUCGGGAGCGCUUGACGAGAAUGUUGUGUCGCACCUGGCGCUCUUUGGGACGACACCUCUGCUGGGGAGCCAUGUGGAAAGUGACUCUUUUGCAUCACUUAGCGACGCUGAGGACGAGCUGCGGGCGAUCGAGACCGCAUAUGAGACGUGGUACGACCAGAUCGCCAUCGAGAAUACCUCGGAGUCGGGACUGCCAAGGAAUCGCUCGGCGGGGUUGCAGUUCAGGAGAUCCAUCGCCCUGCAGAUCGAGGAUCACCACACAGCCAACUGGAAACGCCUGUGCCAGAGGUUCUGGGACUGGAGCACCAAGCUGGACGCGUUCGCCAGCAGCCAUAUGCUGAAUGCGACGGGCAACGCAGUAGAGAACACGGAGUACCUGAGGAUGCUGGUCCUGCAGAAGGUGUGGACCUCUACUUUCAAGGGCGACAGCUGGGUGUUUGGGUUGGCCGACGGGAUUGCACCGGAGGACCUCGAGGCGAUAUUUGAUUGCGUGCAGUUGCUGAUGCAGUCCAUUCCGCCCUCGGAGCAUCCCGUAUUCACACUAGACGGGUUGAUCAUACCACCCCUGGCGUAUGUGGGCUGGCUUACGGAGGACACGAACCUCUUGCAGAAAGUGGUGGACGUCCUGAGGACGAUGGACAGGCGAGAGGGCGGAUGGGACAGCAAGGACCUGUCGGAAAUUUUUGAGGCCCUCCUGGUGGCGAGGAGGCAGGAGUCCAAGCUGGAACACGUCCCCGGCGGCACGCUGCUUGUGAUGAGGGACCUGCUCGCCCUGGGCCUGCCUUGCAUCGCGCCGACGAACCGGAGCGUGCAGUUCAUCAAGGCCUUCCUGGAGUACCAACGAAGGAGGACGGAUAAUUUCGAUAGAAGGAUAGCGCUGUAA